This is a messenger RNA of Lonchura striata (white-rumped munia), 2664 nucleotides long. It is a transcript of the gene DLGAP5, whose product is annotated as DLG associated protein 5. Gene Ontology annotation, biological process: kinetochore assembly; chromosome segregation; regulation of mitotic cell cycle. Gene Ontology annotation, molecular function: microtubule binding. Gene Ontology annotation, cellular component: cytoplasm; nucleus; spindle pole centrosome. Lineage: Eukaryota; Metazoa; Chordata; Aves; Passeriformes; Estrildidae. The record is from RefSeq and is a predicted model, not a curated record.
GGCUGCGCGGGGCCGGGGCCGGGACGGGCUCCUGUUUGGGCAAGAUACUCCACGGGAACAGUAACCUGGGAAGAAGAGGAGACAGGUCAUCAGGAUGGCUGCUACUUCCCAGUUUGCCAAUAGAUACAAGAAGGAUUUGAGUACAGAAGCCCUCAGAACCAGGGUUGCCCGCAGGAAAUCCAUCCUUCAGAAGGAGAACAGGCACAAGCUCUUCGAAAAGGGCCGGCAGCUGGGGCUGGCAGAUGUCAAUGCUCAGCCCUCCAAGGAGAGGGGAAUUCCUGAGCUCAAGGAACCCAGGGAGUUGUGCUUUCAAGAGAACAGCAGUGUGAAACAGAAAGCAGCCCCAAAUGCAGCCACCAAGAGGAUGAACGAGCGCAGGGAGAUGCUCCAGCGCUACAAGGAGGAAAAGGAGCUUCGCAAACUGCAGGAGCAGAGAGAGAGAGCCAAGAAAGGGGUGUUCAAGGUUGGGCUGUACAGACCAGCUGCACCUGGAUUUCUUGCACUUGCUGCUGAGGAACCUGCAGCAGCAAAGCCAAGAGAGAAGGCAGCUCCUGCUUUCUCUGGAAGGAUUACUCGGUCAAAAGCCAAGAUCCAAGAAGGAAAAUCUAUGAUACCAAUUCUGAUACCAACUGUAUCUAAGUCCUCUAUGGUCAGUGCCCAAGGGCAGAGCGUGCGCUCUACACAGGCAGGACAUAAACAGAUGAGCACAGCCAAAGUGGCUGAAAAAGAGAAAGUGUUGCAGACUGCAGCCCAACCAGCCCCCAGUGUGAGAGUCACCAGAGCAGCUGCCUCUGCAGCCAGGCAGGUGCUGAAACCAACUUCUGCUACUGCUGGUAACCAGUCACAGAGAAAGGCAGCAAGUGUAGGAAAGCAGAAGAAAGCUGUCAAACCUGAUCCCAUAAAGGUCAUUUCUUCUGAACAUGAAGUGGAGACUAAUGCUGGAGUGGAUCCAGGGCUGAGAAGUUCUGCAGCUGAUUCCAAACACUCAAUGCCAGUAGAACUACAGCAAGAACAAACCUCAGUGGAAAACAACAAUUUUUCUCCAAGGAGACCCAGAACACGCUCCUUUGCACCUCAAAACUUUGUGUUUCAGCCUCUGAGUGGAUUGGCAACCUACACUGUGACACCCAUGUCUCCUUCAAGGGCAAAUGCUUUUUUGACACCCAGUGCUGUCUGGAAGUUUUCAAAGUCUCCAGUCAAAAUAUUUGAAAAAUCCAGUGAAACUAAAGCACAAAGGCCUAAUUUAAAAAGUCAAACUUCACCUUCUGUUGAAGGCAUUCAAGAACAGCAAAUGACCACAAGCUCGAAAGGAGGAGCAGGUGAAUCAGAUGAGAGAACUUCCACUCAGGGAUCAAGCAAAACAACUCCUGUCUCAACAGCACUUGCAGUGAAGUCAGAUGAUACAAUAGAGCAAGAGCAUGAUGUGCCCUAUUUCAGAAACAUUCUUCGGACUGAGAGGGAGAGGCUGCUGUCUCAGUGUCUGCAGUGGGAAGGGAACCUUGAGUUGGACAUUCCAGAGGAUGCUAAAGACCUGAUUCGCUCCACAGUUGGUCAGACAAGGCUGCUCAUAGGAGAAAGGUUCAAACAGUUUGAAGGACUGGUUGAUAAUUGUGAAUUUAAACGAGGUGAAAAAGAAACAACAUGUACAGACCUGGAUGGAUUUUGGGAUAUGAUUCAUUUUCAGAUUGAAGAUGUGAAUAAAAAAUUUGUUAAUCUGGUGAAGCUUCAAGACAAUGAGUGGCAGCCACUUGAUGUCCCAAGCAAAGCAGUUGCUAAGAAAAAGGCAGUUCCAAGUGGAGUGCCCAAGCCCAAGGUGGAAGAAGCUGCCAGAGCUGCUGCCCGGAGCCGCCUGGCUUCUGUGAAAGCAGCCAUGAGGGACAAAAUGAAGAAGGGGCCAGCUGCUGAGAGUGCACAUCAGGAGAGGCUGCCAGAGGCAGAAAAAGUGGUUUUUGAAGCAGGAUUUUUCAGGAUUGAAAGCCCUGUGAAAAACUUUUCAGGUUUGCUUCCAAGGACCCCUGGAAAAUUGGCAAAUCCAAGAUCAUCCACUAGAUCUUUGCUUGCUUCUCCUCUCUGUGGCCCUGAGGAUGCAACUGCAAAACAAACCCCAUCAGGCCUCAAAGGCUUCCACCCAGCACAAAGUUUGAAAAUGGACCAACUUCCCACUGAACAAUCUCCCCCAUUGGAUAAACUCCCUGAUGGCCUUGAACAAAGCAUUUCUGUGGUUGCAGAAGAAAUGUGUCUGGUUGCUGGCACAGCAGAGGGAAAUAAGGUCCUGGGAAAUUCUAGCAGUGAAUCAAAAGCAGUGGAUGGCAUGGAAGAGAUGGAACUGUCUGAACAGGACAAGGACAGACAUCUGUCAGAAGCUGCAGAGCAAGGACAAGACAUCAUCAUGUGCAGCCCAGAGAAGGAGACCAGCUCUGCUCAGUCUGGAGAGUCACAAAUGCAUCAGACAGAUGUUUCAUGCAGUGAUUUGACACUCAUUGACAGAAAUCCUUUUGAUAUGCCGAUGCUGGAUGCUGAGCUUCCCUUCACUCCAGUCAAGACCAGAGCCCAGAAGUUUGCAGCAGCUGAAGUAUUCUGUGACCUCAUCAUGUUUUCUCCUGUUGGUCCCUCUGGGGAUCAAUGAAAAGUGACUUUAAAUGCAAAAUGUGUAAAUGCUAUGAA